This is a messenger RNA of Aplosporella prunicola CBS 121167, 1083 nucleotides long. RefSeq lists its product as uncharacterized. The coding region runs from base 1 to 1083 and encodes 360 amino acids. NCBI's taxonomy places the organism in Eukaryota, Fungi, Ascomycota, Dothideomycetes, Botryosphaeriales, Aplosporellaceae. The record is from RefSeq and is a predicted model, not a curated record. The transcript has a single exon.
AUGGGCCUGAGCGACGAUUUCUGCCCCGUGGCCGCGGCCGCAGACCUCUUUGCGCCGUUCUCGUUCGCCUUCAUCCACCCGCCGCCGGUCGACAGCGUCACUGCCACGGCUACGGCGUGUGCGUUCGGCCUGCCCUUCCAUGGCACCAUGGCAACGAGACCCGGCGCCUACGUCCAAGAAUACUUCGACGUUAACACCACCAAUCCAUACCCCAGCACUAGCACCCACCCCACGCCCGCCAUGCCCACGCACGCAGUUCAAGUCCAUACCCCUACCCCGCACACACCCUUACACACAACCCCAACCCCCGCACCAAACGCACGCAAGCGCAAGCGCAGCCUCGUCACCACCAGCACCACCGGCAGUAGCACCACCAACAGCGCCGCCAGCAGCUUGAACGCCGCAACACCACCACCACCACCAGCGCACCAAAUCCCCAAGAAACGCCGCCUGCACCACACGCUCAUCACGUCGCGGCUGUCGCGGCCGUACGCCCAGCCCGCGACGCAUAUUAGCGGCGGCGGCGGCUGGGGACGCGAGGUGCGGCGGUUGGGGCGGCAGCAGCAUCAGCAGAGACAGCAGCAGGGGCAGCAGCAGGUGUGGGGUGCUGGGGGUGUUGCCGUUGGUGCUGAAGGCGUUUGGGGUGAGGGGUGUGCUGGUGUGAGUGGAGUGAGUGGAGUGAGUGCAGUGGAGGCACCGCUUAGGAGGGCGGCGGUGCUGAAUUGUGCUGUUAGGCGGCGGGGUGUUGGUGUUGGGGUCGGCGUGGGGAAGGGUCCGAAUGCGGCGUGGGCGGGUGGGUGUCUUGGUAGUGGGGUUGGGGACGGAUGUAUGAGUGGGAGUGUAAACGGGAUUGGAAGAGAGGAGCUCGUGGUCGUGGAUUACGACGCGCUUGAUGAUGAGGCGGAUGGCGAGGCGGAGCCGCAGGUCGAGGUGUUUGGGGCUGGGGCUGGGAGUGGGAGUGCUGAGGCUGGGGAUGAGGAUGAGGGAUGCCGCAUGGGGCGGUGGGGCGGCGAUGGAGAGGGCUUCGUCAGCGAGUAUGAUCGGUUGGAUGACGGGGAGCCGGAGAUUGGGAUCCUCUUGUGA